Messenger RNA from Glossina fuscipes, 4583 nucleotides. RefSeq names its product probable cyclin-dependent serine/threonine-protein kinase DDB_G0292550 (gene pHCl-1). The coding region runs from base 714 to 4520 and encodes 1268 amino acids. Gene Ontology annotation, cellular component: membrane; synapse; neuron projection. The record is from RefSeq and is a predicted model, not a curated record. Gene Ontology annotation, biological process: signal transduction; nervous system process; regulation of membrane potential. NCBI's taxonomy places the organism in Eukaryota, Metazoa, Arthropoda, Insecta, Diptera, Glossinidae. Gene Ontology annotation, molecular function: transmembrane signaling receptor activity; extracellular ligand-gated monoatomic ion channel activity; neurotransmitter receptor activity. The transcript is spliced from 19 exons.
AAGAAAUUUCUACAUAUAUUUACCUAUAUGCAAGUGUAUGUGUGCUGACAUAGUGCCCUCCUGCGCGGACUGAAGAAAAUCCUUUUUAAAGUGGCAACAGUGUUAAGCGUCUCGCAAGUGUUCUUAAAUAAAAUCACAUAACAAUAUACUACAACUGUAUAUACACAUAAAGGGACCGUAUCUUUAUAGUACAUAGAUAGUUCAAUUCAAAUGUGAUUUGUAUGUUACCCCUUUCGGUGCACCUACUAAUGAGUCACCGUGCUUUGCAAGCAGAAUAUAUAACGAAAAACAACGACUAUAACAAUAACAAAAACAAUAAUUAAAGAAAUUUUGACAACAUUUGCUGAAAACAAAACACUUUGAAAAGUCGAUUCAAAUUUUAUUGCAGUGUAUAUUUAUUCGGGAUCGUUCUAUGUUACACAUAGUGUAUGUGCGUGUGUGUUAGCUGAAAAAAGUUUUUAAUUAGAUCGGAGGAGCUUUAAGAUUGAUUUUCAAAAGUGAUUUGCAAAAUUCAACCGUAAUUAUAAGGAGAGCGACAUUUUUUUAUUUAUCGUCAAAUGGCAAAAGAGAACAAAUCUUUAAAAUCCCACUCAAGAUGCGUCAGCAACAAGACUUACUUUGUGCAAUUUUAAGAAAAGCGAUGACUUAUUUUCAAAUUAUUGUUGAUAUCUGAUCACAUUAUAUAUAAAGCACAGGUUUGCAGAUAUCGUACCAUGGGCUGUUCGUUUGAAACAGCCAAACUGCAAAGUCUAUGUGACAUAAAGGAAAACUUAUUAACAACAACAAUUAGUUCAACACCGACAAAAGUUUCAACGAGAAUUAUUGUGUCAAGGAAUUGUAAUCAGAAAGUUGGAGGAACACAGCACGGUACAAAAAUCAGCCACAACAAUAAAAAGGAAACAUUUAGUAAAGGCUGCCAAGAUACAACAAAAAUAACUAUAAACAAAACAAUUAAGAAAACUGCAAUUAAACAUUCGUGCGAUAAAAGUAAUACACACAGCAAUAGUGAUACCAACACAAACAAGAACAAAAACAAUAAAGACAACAAUAAUAAUAAUAAUAAUAAUAAUAAUAAUAGUAACAACGAACAAAAAAAGGAGGCCGUGUACCGACACUUUAAGGAAGUGACAAAUCCUCGUGAAGAGUGUAAAGCAAAACAAAUCGCCAAGAAGCAAGCGAAAGAGGGAAGUGUACGGCAAAGAGGUAGGGAAAAAGAGCAAGGAGAAAUAGUAGAAGUAUCCUGUGUAAACUGUUAUCCAUUCGACUGUCACAGUAGGAUUUGUUGCACACAACAACAAGCCAGUGAUCACGGUAUAAUAAAAUCCCACGCAAGCCAUAAUUUAAAAACCGACAAAUAUUCCAACACAAGCAAUUGCCGUUACUGCCACAGCCAAUCGUCAAAUCAGCUGCAGUCGUUGCAGCGCCAUUACCAUUACAAUCCUCCCCGUCAUCGCCAUUAUCAAUAUUGCCAACAGCAACAGAAGACGCCACAAAAUGAAACAGAAUACGGAGCCAACUGUACGAAAGCCAGUUUCAUUGCGAAAAAUGAUGAAAUGGCAGCAAACAUUGUUGCCAUUUAUAAUGCGGGAAGUCAAAGUUUGCAGAAAACACUGUCACAGACACGUACCACCUUAACAGCAAAUGCAAAUUGCAUCAAGAAUAGCGUAGUGCAGGUGUGGGGACAUUGUACAACGAUAGCCGAAUCACUGCUAAGAGCAACUAAGUCUCAGCAAUAUCAGCAUUACACUCGUAAACCAUCGGAGGGGGCAAACAGAGACUUUUACCAGAGAAAAUAUAAAUUCAAGUCUGAACCAUGCUCUCAUCUCCAUAAUGCCAUUGGCUCAAAUAAGCGCCAUCACAACUAUAAUAAUAAUAAUAAUAAUAAUAAUAAUAAUAAUAAUAAUAAUAAUAAUGAUAAUAAUAAUUACAACAAUAAAGAAAGCAAUGGAAAAGCCAACAUUUCCAACAAUCCUAGCCAAAGUCACAGCUCCGCCACGGCCGCAAAUACAAAUGCAAUCAGCAACGCCAGCACCAACAGCACCCCCCGCACCACCCACAGCACCAGCGCCACCCGCCGCACCAGCACCACCAACACUACCACCACUACCACAACUAGCAAUAUAAAUACGAAUGCUUCUGCCACCGCCGCUUUCAACUACAUCGGCCACAACUACUAUCAUCUAUUACGUAAUUCGAUUAAUUUUUACACCGCCUCUAGCGUAAUACUCGUUCUAUGCUAUUUGACCACCACGACCUCAGCUGCCGCUGCUAAAUCGGACACCUCAUCUAUUGAUAGGCAUCCAGUUCUCGCCAUCGAUUGGUCGAAAUUCGAUGAGUCAAGCUCCGAUAAGGAAAUUUUGGAUUUAUUAUUGGAGAAAAAACGUUACGACAAACGUUUACUACCGCCUGUCAAUGAUGAAGACUUUUGCUGCGGAUUAUCUUCGCCGGAAAUGGUUACAAUAGAAAAUAGCCGAAGACCACAUCAUCGGGGGACACUUACGGUAAAUGUUAAUGUAUUACUGUUGAGCUUGGCCUCACCUGAUGAAAGCAGUCUGAAAUAUGAAGUUGAAUUUUUAUUGCAUCAGCAGUGGAACGAUCCACGCUUGCAAUACGGUAACAAAUCGCAUUAUGAUUUUUUAAAUGCGUUGCAUCAUCAUGAAAGCAUCUGGACACCGGACACCUAUUUCAUUAUGCACGGCGACUUUAAGGAUCCCAUUAUACCCAUGCAUUUUGCAUUAAGAAUUUAUCGUAAUGGGACCAUUAUGUACGCAAUGAGACGGCAUUUGAUAUUAUCUUGUCAGGGAAGUUUGCAUAUAUUCCCCUUCGAUGAUCCGAAAUGCUCAUUCUCAAUGGAAAGUAUAUCGUAUGAAGAGGCUCAAAUCAAAUAUGUGUGGAAAAACGACGAGACUACCUUACGUAAGAGUCCUUCGUUGACAACGUUGAAUGCCUAUUUAAUAGAAAAUAAAACAACAGCCUGUGAUCAAAACAGUUGGAGAGGGAACUACAGCUGUCUUAGAGUCGAUUUAAUAUUUACCAGAGAUCGAGCAUUCUAUUUCACCACCGUUUUUAUACCCGGCAUUAUACUGGUGACGUCAUCUUUUAUAACAUUUUGGUUAGAAUGGAAUGCUGUACCGGCCAGAUCUAUGAUAGGUAAUUACAGUUGUCUACAAGUCGAGUUGACUUUUACCAGAGAUCGUGCUUAUUAUUUUACAACCGUUUUCAUUCCGGGCAUUAUAUUGGUGACCUCAUCAUUUAUCACAUUUUGGCUGGAAUGGAAUGCAGUGCCAGCCAGAGUUAUGAUCGGCGUAACAACAAUGUUGAAUUUUUUCACCACAUCCAAUGGUUUCCGCAGUACCUUGCCGGUCGUAUCGAAUCUGACAGCCAUGAAUGUUUGGGACGGUGUAUGUAUGUGUUUUAUUUACGCCUCUCUCCUGGAAUUUGUAUGUGUCAAUUAUAUGGGACGCAAACGGCCACAGCACAACGUUGUCUACCGACCCGGGGAGAAUCCCGUCACACAGCGUCUUCCAGCGGUUCUAAGCAGGAUUGGAGUUAUUCUUGCAAGUCCUUUGGAGGUAAUCGAACGAGAAUUCCAUGCUGCCUUACAUUCGGAAAAAGCGGCGGCCGGACUCUCUGCUGCUAGUGGAGCAGCAACAUCGAGAACGCAUCCCGUAGAGCAUAGGUCCCGAGCUCAUUUGCAUCAAGAAUCGUCACGCGGUCUAUUAGCGAAUGCUGUGCAAAACUGGCAAGCGCUUACUCUGCGCAGGAAAAAGCACGAGCGAUCAGAGCAGCAGCAGCAACAAUCAUCACAGCAAACAGAACAAAUCGCACAACGUCACACUUACGAACAUACCUACUAUGAACCUGUAAUUGAAAAUGCAUUUACUCGGGCAACAGCGAUCACAACAACCGUCACCGUCGAACCUGAACAGAGAGUAAUAACAGCGAUUCCCGGCAUCGUUGGCGCUGACAGUUCAGAAUGUCAAUUAAAACGAUCGCACUCAAUGGCAACUAACACGCCGCCUUUAAUAUUUAAAGGAAACGCUAAAGAUGAAGAUAGCGAAACCAAGCAAACCGCGUUCGGUUUCAAAGAAGUGAGCAUUGAACUCGUCGAACGACAAAUGCCCUUGAAACCGCCACGUAAAAAGACUUCGCGUUCGACUUCGCCCUCUACAAGCAAUUACGAAAUAAUAAAUGCGGCUGGCAGUGGUCAAACUCAGCAACAAACGCAACAACAAUCAUCAGCAACAGAAGAUCGCCCCGGCGAAAAGAAACGUGAUGCCAGUGCACCGAACGAAAUUGUUGCCUGCACAACAUGCGGCGGCAGUAGCGGUAGUCCAUGCACUCAUUCGGCUAAUAAUGGUUGUGCCACCGAGACAUGUUUCGUGCAGGUGCGCAAAAAGGAACCGCCCCAUCCCAUUCGGAUAGCAAAGACUAUAGAUGUCAUCGCUCGAAUAACAUUUCCAACAGCGUAUGCCAUAUUUCUGAUAUUCUUUUUUGUACACUAUAAGGGAUUUUCGUAAAGUCAACCAAAAAAUAUACAUAAAAAAAGCCACGCAAAAGAAAAAAAAAAAAAAAAAAAAAAA